Salvia splendens (bonfire salvia) is the source of this 894-nucleotide messenger RNA. Its product is annotated as 21 kDa protein-like. The coding region runs from base 22 to 612 and encodes 196 amino acids. The record is from RefSeq and is a predicted model, not a curated record. Lineage: Eukaryota; Viridiplantae; Streptophyta; Magnoliopsida; Lamiales; Lamiaceae. The transcript has a single exon. Gene Ontology annotation, biological process: negative regulation of catalytic activity. Gene Ontology annotation, molecular function: enzyme inhibitor activity.
ACAAAACAAUAGUAACAAAAUAUGUCAAAAACCAAGAUUCUAUUAGUCCUCCUAUUUUCGUCACACUACCUCCUCUCCGCCGCUGCUCCAACUCCAAACCCUAACGCCACCAGCUUCAUCGAAGCAGAAUGCCGCGCCACUCACUACCCUUCCCUCUGCAUCCAAUCCCUCUCCGCCUACUCCAAAACCGUCCAAACAAGCCCCAAGCAGCUUGCCCGAGCAGCCCUCUCGGUUGGCUUGUCGCGCGCUCAAUCCAGCUCCACCUUCGUCUCCAAGGCGGCUCUCAUAAAAGGCCUGAAGCCGAUAGAGCGCCGCGCCAUCCAAGACUGCGCCGCCAACAUGGCUGGCGCGGUCGACCAGCUCAGCCUUUCCGUGAAGGAGCUCGGUAGGAUCGGAUCGGAGAAGCUGAGCUGGCACCAGAGCAACGUCGAGUCGUGGAUCGGGGCUGCGAUGACCUUCCAGCAGACGUGCCUCGACGGAUUCUCGGCUCCUUCCAUGGAUGGAGAUGUUAGGGUUUCUGUGAUGAAAAGGGUUCUGGACUGUAAGCAGGUUACCAGCAACGCGCUUGUGUUGAUCCAUCGCUAUGCUGCAGCAAAGCGUAAACAUGGCUAAGACGGAAACGAAGUUGUCUAUAUAAAUGUUUAAUUAUGCCAUGUUUUUUGUGUUUGUGUAUAUUAUCAUCGUCGUUUUCGUUUUCGUGUGGUUCAUUUUUGUAGUAUGGUAGAUUUAUGUAUCACUUUCUGUAAUAAUUUACAGUGAUAUUGUGCGAUACAUAAAUACUCUCUCCGUCCCAGUUUAAGAGUAAGAUUUAGUUAUGGCAUAGGUUUUAAGAAAUUAGUGCAGUGUGUAAUAAAUGAAGUGAUGUAGUGUUUGUUGGUGUGUGUAAUAAUUGAA